Ahaetulla prasina is the source of this 576-nucleotide messenger RNA. It is a transcript of the gene MDFIC, whose product is annotated as MyoD family inhibitor domain containing. Lineage: Eukaryota; Metazoa; Chordata; Lepidosauria; Squamata; Colubridae. The record is from RefSeq and is a predicted model, not a curated record.
AUGUUAUCAGAGGUUCAUUCAGGUCCUACUGAGAUAAAAAGAGUCUCAGUGAAGAACACACCUCAGUGUUUGCCUCAGCCAAAUGCUUUGCCUCUUGACAAGUAUAAGGAAGGAACCAGAAAAAAAAAUAGCCCCAGAAGUCUGAAUAGUGAAAGUGGAUUUUGCAGUGGAAUCAAAGUUGAUCCAAAUAUUUCUACACCUAUUUCCCCAAAGGUACACAGAAAAAUUCAGUCCAGCCUGUCAGUCAACACUGAAAACAGUAAGAAAAAUUCUGCUUGUUCUCAUAAACUAGGUCCUUUGCCUCUAGAUUGCUGUGUACACUGUAUUUUGGCCUGCUUGUUCUGUGAAUUCGUCACCCUCUGUGGCCUCAUCCUGGAGCAAACCUCAUGUGGAAUCUGCCCAGGGUAAUCUUGCUGCAAAUCCCACCACUGGGUGGCCUGCUGCUGUGGGGAAGAAAUGGGAGAUGACUGCAAUUGCCCAUGUGACAUGGACUGUGGCAUUAUGGAUGCCUGUUAUGAAUCAGCAGACUGUUUAGAAAUCUGUAUAGAAUGUUGUGGGAUUUGUUUCCCAUCAUAA